GCCCGCCCCCUGACUGACUCUUGAUUUUGUCCAGCACUAAAUCACCUGAGCAUCUCAGACAGAAAGCGUUGGACGUUUUUAGGUAGAUAAUGAGACUAUCAAUCGCUUUUCGUUAUGCCCAUCGGACCCACGCCAAGACACAACGAUCAACAACCGACGCUAUAAAAGUUUUACACCCGGAAAACAGAUUUAUGCCGGGUAAUACUGCUGUUUCACAUCCAGCCGCUCGAAAAUUUAGUUCAAAUACCGGUAGCAGCUCAAGUGAAACGGUAGCGAGUUUUAAAAGUCAUCCACGGAAAAUCGAUGGACCUGGGUAUGAAACUAUCAUUGGUGAUGUCAUUCAGAGGAGCAGGGAGGAGCUCAAAGCUAUUAAAGAAAUUCACCAAGGCCUUAAACCUACACUGGCCAUUAUACAGGCCGGUGAAGAUGACAGUUUGCUGGAGAUAAAUAAGAAGAUGGCUGGAAAGAUUGGUUUGAAUAUGAUGCAGAUUUGUCUACCACGCCAGUGCACGGAGUCAGAGGUGUUAGAGGAGAUCUUAAGGUUAAAUGAGGAUUCUCGUGUUCAUGGUGUAUUUUUGCACCUGCCUCACUCUUUGCUUUCCAGUACUGUCCGUAAUGCUAUCAAACCAAAGAAGGAUGUGGAUGGAGUUUCUGAUCUUAAUGUUGGCCGUGUGGUGUUGGGGGAUCAGAGAGAGGGCUUUAUAUCGCCUGUAGCGGAGGCUGUCCUGGAGAUGCUCACCAGAAAUGAUGCAGCACUGGUUGGCAAGAUGGCAGUGCUGGUGGGAGUGGAGGGGCCGCUUAAAGUGACUCUUCAGUUUUUGCUGCAAAACAAUGGCAUGGUGGUGCAGACCUGUCAGUGGCACUCUGAGAUCCUGCAGAAACAGGUCCAGGAAUCAGACGUUGUGGUCCUGUUGGCGACUGGGCUUGAUGGUAUCCCACCCACCUGGGUGAGACCAGGGGUGCCAGUCAUCAACCUUGGAUUCACCCUAGCAAGAGAAAACCCUGACAGCUGGGAUCACGGGAUUGAAGCUGAUCUCUCUGUUGGGACUUUAAGUGCUGCUCUCAGAAUGCAGCAUGUAGUGAGAAGCAGCAGUAGGUGGAUGCAGGAACAACAGUACCAGCCGUGGAGGCUCCGACCACUUAAACUUCAACCAUUGUCUCCUGUGCCUUGUGACAUUGAGAUCUCCAGGGCACAAACUCCCAAGCCCAUAACUCGGCUGUCUGAGGAGAUCGGGUUGCUUCCAGAGGAGCUAGAGGCCUAUGGUAGCACCAAAGCCAAAGUCCACCUGUCCCUCCUCGACCGCCUCCAACAUCAGCCUGAUGGCAAAUACGUCCUGGUUGCAGGUAUAACUCCCACUCCUCUGGGUGAGGGCAAGAGUACAGUGACCAUUGGUCUGGUUCAGGCCCUUUCCGCUCAUCUCAAGCUGAAUUCCUUCGCGUGCUUGCGACAGCCUUCCCAGGGCCCGACCUUUGGAGUCAAAGGAGGAGCAGCGGGAGGGGGAUACGCACAGGUCAUUCCUAUGGAGGAGUUUAAUCUACACCUCACAGGUGACAUUCACGCUAUAACUGCAGCCAACAAUCUAGUUGCAGCAGCUAUCGAUGCUCGCAUUUUCCAUGAAGCCACACAGUCAGACAAGGCCCUGUACAACAGACUAGUGCCAUCUGUUAAUGGUGUGAGACAAUUCUCUCCUAUACAGCUGUCUCGUUUACAGCGUCUUGGAAUAAAUAAAUCUGACCCUGACGCCCUGACAUCACAAGAGGUCAACUCAUUUGUCCGUCUUGACCUUGACCCUGAAAAGGUCACAUGGCAGAGAGUUGUUGAUACCAAUGACCGAUUUCUGCGAAAGAUCACCAUUGGCCAGGCCAACACUGAAAAAGGCCAUGCCCGCCAGACCCAGUUUGAUAUAGCCGUAGCCAGUGAGAUCAUGGCUAUCCUGGCUCUGACCGAUGGCCUGGCUGACAUGAGGGCCAGGUUGGGACGCAUGGUCGUGGGCAGCAGCAGAAACGGACAGCCGAUCACUGCAGAUGACCUGGGUGUAACCGGGGCUCUGGCAGUCCUCAUGAAAGAUGCUAUUAAACCCACACUGAUGCAGACAGUAGAGGGCACCCCAGUGUUUGUGCAUGCCGGACCUUUCGCUAACAUCGCCCAUGGAAACUCCUCCGUCCUGGCAGACAAGCUGGCCCUCAAACUAGUAGGGGAAGAAGGAUACGUCGUGACGGAGGCUGGCUUUGGUGCUGAUAUUGGCAUGGAAAAAUUCUUUAACAUUAAGUGCCGGACGUCUGGACUGAGGCCUAAUGUUGUGGUGCUGGUAGCCACUGUCAGGGCUUUGAAGAUGCAUGGUGGUGGACCAAAUGUUACAGCUGGUGUACCGCUGCCUAAGGAAUAUGUUGAUGAGAAUUUGCAGUUGGUUGCGGAGGGCUGCAGUAACCUGACGAAGCAGAUUCAAAACGCUCAUCUCUUUGGUGUUCCUGUGGUUGUGGCUCUGAAUAUAUUCAAGACUGACACUCAAGCUGAGAUUGAUCUGGUGUGUCGCAUCGCAAAGAAUUCUGGGGCCUCAGCUGCUGUGCCGUGCUAUCAUUGGUCAAGAGGUGGGCGGGGCACUGUAGAGUUGGCACAUGCUGUAAAAGAAGCUGCAUCUCAGGAGAGCCAUUUCAGAUUCCUCUAUAGUCUUCAGGAUCCAAUUGUGGAAAAGAUUCGGACAAUUGCACAGAAGGUUUAUGGUGCGGAUGACAUUGAGUUGUCACCUGAGGCUAAAACUAAGAUUGACUACUACAAUGAACAGGGUUUUGGUGCUCUACCCAUCUGCAUGGCCAAGACCCACCUGUCUCUUUCUCACAUGCCACAGAAAAAGGGCGUUCCCACUGGUUUUGUCCUGCCAAUAAGAGAUGUCCGUGCCAGCAUCGGUGCAGGGUUUAUCUACCCUUUAGUUGGAACGAUGAGUACCAUGCCAGGAUUACCUACACGGCCCUGUUUCUAUGACAUUGACCUUGAUCCAGUUACAGAGGAGAUUAAAGGACUCUUCUGAAGGUGCCUUGAAUGGUGUUUGCAGUAUCUGUGUGGGCCUCCAUUCAUAAGCAAGUUAUGAACCACUCAUCCACUGCCUUCUGCUAACGUACCAAUGAGAAAUUUAAACUUUUAAAUGUUUAUUUUGAUAGUUUUUAAUAGAUUUUAGUCUUAAAUAUUCUUUCAUGAUUUUGAUUUUAACAGUAAAUGUGCUUAAUUUUGGUUUCCAGAAGUAAAGAUUUACAUGAACAUACUUAGGCCUGGUUUCACAAAAGCCAGGAGUAGGUCUUGGCUAAAUGAUGUUAUACUCCCGGUUUCACAGACAAGGCUUAAGGCUAGUCCUAGAUGCAUGUUUGAGCUGUUUCUACUGAAAAAAACAGAUCCUAAAAUGUGCCAGUGCCAAUGAUUUCUCUUAAGAUACACACCAGUAACGUCAUGUUUAUAAAAGAUGCUUAAACUCCUUAAUUAAAGGUUUAGUCUUGGCUUUAGCUAGGGCUUAACAUCUUAUAUAAACAUGCCUUACUGGUGGGUAUCCCUGAGAUAAAUCAAUGGCACUGACAUAUUUGCAAGUUAUUUUUAGAUGAUACAAUUCAAACAUAUGUUUUAGUCUAGGACUAGCCUUAAAGGAACAGUAUGUAAGAAAUUUAUAUCAAUUAAUCAUAAAAUGGCCCUGAUAAGUCACUAGACAUUAAGAAAUCAUUUUAAUUUUAAAUACUUACAGUAUAUCACUCACAACAGUGGUCUGGCCAGGAUAUUGUCACUUAAAAAGUGUAGUUGCAGCCCUCAACUGAUGUUUAUGUUGUCAUUUUGUGUAUUGGCCACCGGUUGGGUGAUUGCAGUACCAGUUUUAGCCACAAGUUUUGUUAUUGCAAUACCAGAUUUGGCCACAAUCCUACAUACUGUUCCUUUAAGCCCUGUCUGUGAAACCGGGGAUUAAUGUUUACAGUUCAGUGACGCACAGAAUUUUUUUAAGCACAUAAUGCUUUAAUAUUUGUUUUUAGUGUUUUAGAUUACUUGAAGUAUCUAAACAGUGUUCAAGUGAAUGCAUUUAUUUGCUUUUUAUUUGAACACCGUCUUUUUUGUUAGAUUUUUAACUUUAAUUCAAACAUUUCAUUUUCACUUCAAUUUCAAAUGUUUGUUACAGCAAAUUGUUACUGAUGUCCUAAUGUUUAGGUGCUCUCUUUUUUUUGGACGCUAAACCUAAAACAAGCUUCCAGGUGUUGUCAGUGGUUCAUUUGAGACACCUGUUCUUUCUCUCUUUCUUUCUGUCUCUCUUUUAUAAAGAAUGUAAAUGCACGUGUAGAUAAAACAUACUUCUCAUUACGUGUGUUAGCACCUUUUGAACAUGCAUGCAUGCAAGUACAUGCCAGAAAAUCUUGCUUUAAACAUUCCACUGUUAUCUGUAAUUCAGAGUCUUAAACUAAAGUCUGCUACGUGAGCAAAGAGAAGAAUUCCAUUGACUUUUGCAAUAGCAGUGUGUGUGUCUGAAAAACUGUAUUUUUUUAGUGUUGAGUGAAAAAUUUGGCGGUCAAAAGGGCAGUCGAAGCGCAAGGUUAUGUGCAGGAAUAAAACGUUUUAGGGUUGUGAAUAAACGUAAUAAAAUUAUAUGAAAUAACCA
Molecule: messenger RNA, 4622 nt
Organism: Misgurnus anguillicaudatus (oriental weatherfish)
Lineage: Eukaryota; Metazoa; Chordata; Actinopteri; Cypriniformes; Cobitidae
Source: RefSeq, a predicted model, not a curated record